AUGUGUGCCGUGUGUCGGUGCUGCGGCACCCUCGGGCCGACCACUGCGGCCGCGCUCUGCCGCGGCUGCGCUGUGCCGUCGGGCGCUGCUUGUGUGCCGGGUAACUGCGUGCUGGUGGUGUACGGGUGUUCCCUGUGGCCGUGGUUCGGAGCAGAGACCGUAGAGGCGAAGGCCAGGCCAGUCCGGCAGGCCAGGCAAAAGGACGAAAGCCCGCAGUGCGGUGUGAGACCCGGGGCGUGCGGUCCGGGCGGCCGGCGGGCCGGGCGGCUGGUCGACCCGGCAGGGCCCCCGCCACCGCGCCGGCCCGGCGGCAGAGGCCGGGCCGGCCGGCUGGUCGACCCGCCCCGCCGGGGAAGAAGGGGAGAGCGCAAGGGCCACGCCGACGCCCGCGUGCCGUCCUCCCUCUCCCCGCCGGCCGGGACGGGACAGAGGGACGGGACACGCGCGCGGACGCGCGCGUCGGCGGCGACUGGCUCGCGCCGCCGGCCCCCGGCCCCCCCGCGGGCGAGGACCCGCGGCGGGGAAGCGGAGGAAGGGGCGCGGCACCCCGAGGCCGGGAGGCGCCGCCAGGGGCGGCCCCCCUCCUCUCCUCCCACGUCGGCCCCCGCCCGCUCCGCGGAGGACGGCGGUCCCCCACCCCCGACCGGGGCCCGGGGCCCGUGGCCGAGGACACGCCGCCGCCCGCCCGCGGAGAGGCGGAGCCCCCGCGGAGGGAAGAGAGCGAGAGAGAGCGAGCGACCCCGGCCCGGCCGGAGCGACAAACCCUUGUGUCGAGGGCUGACUUUCAAUAGAUCGCAGCGAGGGAGCUGCUCUGCUACGUACGAAACCCCGACCCAGAAGCAGGUCGUCUACGAAUGGUUUAGCACCAGGUGCCCCACGAACGUGCGGUGCGUGACGGGCGAGGGGGCGGCCGCCUUUCCGGCCGCGCCCCGGGUCCCGGGACGGAGGGCUCUCCGCACCGGACCCCGGUCCCGACGCGCGGCGGGGGCGCGCCGCGCCGCGGCCCCCGCGGGGGGGAACGCGGGCGACGGCCCGCCGGCGGGGACGGCGGGGGACCGGCUAUCCGAGGCCGACCGAGGCUCCCGCGGCGCUGCCGUGUACCGCCCCAGUCAAACUCCCCACCUGGCACUGUCCCCGGAGCGGGUCGCGCCCGGCCGGCGCGCGGCCGGGCGCUUGGCGCCAGAAGCGAGAGCCCCUCGGGGCUCGCCCCCCCGCCUCACCGGUUCUAAGUCGGCUGCUAGGCGCCGGCCGAGGCGAGGCGCCGCGCGGAACCGCGGCCCCGGGGGCGCACCCGGCGGGGGGGACCGACGCGCCCGCCGCCGCGGGCCGCGAGGGGCGGCGGGGGGGGGUGGGGCGGGGGAGGGAGGGACGCGCCGCGCGCCCGCCGACGGCGGGGCGGCGCGGGCGGGGGGAGGGCCCCCGGCGCCCGCGCGCGCCGCCGCCGCCGACGGCCGGCGGACGCGCCCGGCCCCCGGCCCCGGCCCGCCCCCCGGGCCCCGCGCGCGCGGCCGGGGGGCGCGCCGGCGCCCGCCGGGCUCCCCGGGGGCGGCCGCGACGCCCGCCGCAGCUGGGGCGAUCCACGGGAAGGGCCCGGCUCGCGUCCAGAGUCGCCGCCGCCGCCGGCCCCCCGGGUGCCCGGGCCCCCGCGGGGUGGACCGCCCCCGCCGCCGGGGCCCCGGCGGGGCUCCCGGCCCCGGCGCCCCCGCCGCGUCCCGCCGCGCCCCCCCCCACCACGCCCGCCCCGCGCCCCCCGCGGAGGAGGGGAGGCUGUUCACCUUGGAGACCUGCUGCGGAUAUGGGUACGGCCCGGCGCGAGAUUUACACCCUCUCCCCCGGAUUUUCAAGGGCCGGCGAGAGCUCACCGGACGCCGCCGGAACCGCGACGCUUUCCAAGGCGCGGGCCCCUCUCUCGGGGCGAACCCAUUCCAGGGCGCCCUGCCCUUCACAAAGAAAAGAGAACUCUCCCCGGGGCUCCCGCCGGCUUCUCCGGGAUCGGUCGCGUUACCGCACUGGACGCCUCGCGGCGCCCGUCUCCGCCACUCCGGAUUCGGGGAUCUGAACCCGACUCCCUUUCGAUCGGCCGAGGGCAACGGAGGCCAUCGCCCGUCCCUUCGGAACGGCGCUCGCCCAUCUCUCAGGACCGACUGA
Capra hircus (goat) is the source of this 2148-nucleotide messenger RNA. Its product is annotated as collagen alpha-1(II) chain-like. The coding region runs from base 1 to 2148 and encodes 715 amino acids. The record is from RefSeq and is a predicted model, not a curated record. The transcript is spliced from 7 exons. Lineage: Eukaryota; Metazoa; Chordata; Mammalia; Artiodactyla; Bovidae.